Phodopus roborovskii (desert hamster) is the source of this 2001-nucleotide messenger RNA. RefSeq names its product interleukin 22 receptor subunit alpha 1 (gene Il22ra1). NCBI's taxonomy places the organism in Eukaryota, Metazoa, Chordata, Mammalia, Rodentia, Cricetidae. Gene Ontology annotation, molecular function: protein binding. Bases 213 to 1955 code for a protein of 580 amino acids. The transcript is spliced from 7 exons. The record is from RefSeq and is a predicted model, not a curated record.
GGAACCUCCCUUGGAUCUCACCCAGGCCCUGGAAUUCCUCAGCACCAGACUAGGCACCUUUGUACCCCUGCCCCCACGGGCCUAGAUCCUACUCUACUCUCCCCGCCUUAUGCAGGGCGGAGCCAGCUGCCAAAGCAGCAAGACUUCACACAGAGCCCAGCCUCCUUGCAGGGUCCAGAGCCGAGGCCCAGAGGGGCCCUUGGCAGGACCCAAUGAAGACACUACUGACCUUCCUUGCUGUGGGAUCCCUAGCCGCUCGCACUACUGAGGACACAGCGAGACUCCUUCAAUACGUGAGAUUCCAGUCCAGGAACUUUGAAAACAUCUUGACGUGGGGCAGUGGACCAGACAGCACCCCAGACACCGUCUACAGCGUGGAGUAUAAGAGGUACGGAGAGAAAGAGUGGCUGGCCAAGGCAGGCUGCCAGCGGACCACCCAGAAGUACUGCAACUUGACUAUGGAGACGGGCAACCUCACCGAACUUUACUAUGCCCAGGUCACGGCUGUCAGCCCAGGAAGGAAACAUGACAGCAAGAAAACUGACCGUUUCAGCUCACUGCAACACACUACUAUCAAACCACCAGAUGUGACCUGUAUCCCCAAAGUGAGGUCCAUUCAGAUGCUGAUCCACCCCACGUUCACACCCAUCCGCUCGGAAGAUGGCCACCAGCUAACUCUGGAGGAGAUUUUCCGUGACCUGUUCUACCACUUAGAACUCCGAGUCAACCACACCUACCAAAUGCACCUUGAAGGCAAACAGAGAGAAUAUGAAUUCCUUGGCCUGACUCCUGACACAGAGUUCCUCGGAGCCAUCACAAUUUUGGCUCCAAUGUGGUCCAAGGAGAGUGCUCCCUACAUGUGCCGAGUGAAGACACUGCCUGACCGGACGUGGGCCUACUCCUUCUCAGGCGCUGUGCUCUUCUCCAUGGGUUUCUUCGUCGGCUUGCUCUGCUAUCUAGGCUACAAAUACAUCACCAAGCCACCAGUACCUCCUAACUCCUUGAAUGUCCAGCGUGUUCUGACCUUCCAGCCACUACGCUUCAUCCAGGAGCAUGUGCUGAUCCCUGCCUUGGACCUCAGUGGCCCCAGCAGUCUGGCUCAGCCCAUCCAGUACUCCCAAGUGAUGAUUUCUGCACCCAGGGAGCCACCUGGACCUGCACAACGGCACAGCCUGCCUGAGGUCACCUACAUAGGACAAUCAGAUGUCUCCAUCCUCCGACCCACCAACGUGUCACCUCAGCAGACAUUGUCCCCACCAUCCUAUGCCCCAAAGGCUGUCCCUGAGGUCCAACCCCCUUCCUACGCACCUCAGGUAGCCUCUGAUGCCAAAACUCUAGUCUACUCACCACAGCAGGUAAUGAAGACCCACCCUUCCACCUAUAAUGCACAGAGCAUUCUGGACAGCUGGCCUGCUUCCUAUGGUGUGUGUGGAGAAGACACUGGCAAAGACUCAACUCCUGAUGCCCUGUCCAGUCCCAAACACCUCAAGCCAAAAGGUCAGCUCCAGGGAGACACACUUGCAGGAAACUGUCUCCCAGGAGACCUUUCUCUGCAGGGAGUCACCUCCUUGGCUGACAAGACACAAAGACCAAAAUCACUCCCCCAGCCUCUGGAGUUUUGCACAGACAGAGGGCCUGACCUUCAUGCCCUAAACAGUGGUGAACCAGAGACACCAUGGUACCUGAAGGGGCCACUAUCCCUCCUGUCCUCUGUCCAGAUCGAAGGCCACCCUGUCUCCCUCCCUUUGCACACCCAUCCCCUCUCAUGUUCCUCCUCCGACCAGGGACAAAGUCCCUGGGGCCUGCUGGACUCCCUUGUGUGCCCCAAGGAGGAGGGUCCAGUGGAUGAGGCUGAGGCCAUGAGCCCCAAUGCUGAAGCCUCUGAGCUGGAGCCACCCACAGAACUGGACUCUCUCUUCAAAGGCUUGGCUCUCACUGUGCAGUGGGAAUCCUGAAGGAAGAUCAGAGUAAGCAGGGCUGGGCUGCUCCUGCUCCUGCCCC